AUGGGAGGUCUGGCAGGCUGGCAGGAUCAGGCCUUGCACUUGUUGGGCUCGAAACAGGGGCAUGGAGGCGCUGGACCAAGAGCUGGAGCAAGGGGGAAUUGGGCCAUCGCGCGACAUGGGCUUGCGCUAGGCAAGCUGGCCACGUGCUCCAGUUUGGGGCGGUCUGGCGCAUCACCUGGGCCUCGCAUGCGUAGCGGGCCUCGCUGGGCGCUAGAGCUGGGCUGGAAUUCGCGCUGGGCUGGAGGCGCGAGAUGGGCUGCGCGCGCUGGGCUGCUUCUUCUUUUUUUUUUUCUGCUGUUGCUCCACUCAACGACCAUGUCUUCUGAAAGAAGGAGCCGAUCACCAAGCUCGCAAGUACCCUUGUACCUAUGGGGUGGCUCUCAAGUUCCCAAAGAGAAGUUUGUGGCCAAUCUGCACCGUGUCACCACCGAGGCCCAGUUCAAAACAUGGCGUGCCCUUUUCAAUUUCGCCAUUCCCAAGGACGUACAUGUCAAGUUAGCAGAGCCCUCAUCCGACAGCGUACCACGGGUGGAUUCGAACAAUCCAGGUGCCAGGAUCAUCACGUUCCGCCCCUUCUAUUUCUCGCUAGGCUUCACGUUUCCGAUGUCGAAAUUUUUCAGGGAUGUGCUUUGCGCCAUGGAGUGUGCCCCGAGCCAGUGUACUCCAAACGUUUAUCGAGCGGUCAUCUGCUUUGAAAAUUUGAGUCACUUCUUCAAGCUAGAUUUGACAGUGCAGGAAUUCUUCUAUUUCUUCGAGGUGAGACGCUUCGAGAAGUAUGCCCAACUUCGUGCGCGCAAACCCAAGUUGUUUGAUAGUUUAAGUCAAGGCGAUCAUGUGUGGAGCAAGGAUGUGCUGGAGGCAGCUGCUGUAUCGACCUCCGAUUUUCGGCCGGAGACGACGGCGAUGGCUCGGGUUUUAAAAAGGAAGAUUGAGUCGUGA
Prunus armeniaca (apricot) is the source of this 939-nucleotide messenger RNA. The record is from the annotation of a GenBank genome assembly. Lineage: Eukaryota; Viridiplantae; Streptophyta; Magnoliopsida; Rosales; Rosaceae.